Quercus lobata is the source of this 909-nucleotide messenger RNA. RefSeq lists its product as uncharacterized. NCBI's taxonomy places the organism in Eukaryota, Viridiplantae, Streptophyta, Magnoliopsida, Fagales, Fagaceae. The record is from RefSeq and is a predicted model, not a curated record. The transcript has 2 exons. Gene Ontology annotation, molecular function: nucleic acid binding; RNA-DNA hybrid ribonuclease activity. Bases 1 to 909 code for a protein of 302 amino acids.
AUGGGAAACACUCGGGGUGAGUUCACUGUGAAGAGUGCUUACCAUAUUGCCUGCUGUAUGAUUGAAGGAAAAGAUGACGUUGGUAGCUGCAAGGGGGAUUCUCUUAAGCCCCUUUGGAAGAGACUGUGGCACCUCAACCUUCUUGCAAAGAUUAAAAUCUUUACUUGGAGGGCCUGCAUUAAUGGGCUGCCAUCAAGGGAAAAUUUGUGUGCCAGAGGUAUCAACACAGCUAAAGACUGCCUAAUUUGUAACAAGGAGCUGGAAUCUGUUCACCAUGUUUUGCUUCACUGCGAGUUUGCUAUCCGGGUUUGGAGCUUUUGGGCUGAUGGUGUGCAAUGGAUCCAAAGAAACAAUUGGACCUUUCCGGAUUCAGCUAUGUACAUUCUUGCACACAAGUCCCCUCAUGUUUGGCAGAUGACUAGAAAUACCAUAGAAGAUUUCACUGAUGCAGCUUAUACAGACCUUUCCUCCUCUAGACCUCCUCUUUCUAGCUGUUGGUCGCCUCCUCCUCCUAGUGUAUUCAAAAUAAAUGUGGAUGGGGCUUCAUCAGACCUUGAAGGAAUUUCUAGCAUUGGAGUCAUCAUUAGAGAUUGCAAGGGUGAAACAGUUGCUGCACUUUGCAAACCCCUUCAGUCCCAUUACCCGACGGAAUUAGUGGAAAUCAUUGCCUUGGAGCAAGGUAUCUUGCUAGCUCAAGAGUUGCAUCUUCCUUGUGUGUUGUGUGAAAGUGACGCUUCUAAUGUGGUCAAUGCAAUCAAUGACUCUGCUACUGGGACUCCGUUUGGACACAUCAUACAGGAUAUUAUUCAAGCCCAAGCCUCCUUUGCUUUCUGCACUUUCAGAUUCCUUAGCCAGGCCUUCAACUAUACAGCCCAUGAACUCGCUCAGUUUGCUCAUAGGACUGGUUAA